Messenger RNA from Drepanopeziza brunnea f. sp. 'multigermtubi' MB_m1, 666 nucleotides. RefSeq lists its product as uncharacterized. The record is from RefSeq and is a predicted model, not a curated record. Lineage: Eukaryota; Fungi; Ascomycota; Leotiomycetes; Helotiales; Drepanopezizaceae.
AUGCUUUACAAAUCUAUCAUUCUGGCUCUCGCCGCUGCUACUACCGUUGCUGGUCACGGAGCUAUUGUCAAGGCUGUAGGAGACAUGGGUGGUUCUGGACAAGCUCUUGGUGUUGUGGACGGCACUCCUCGCACUGGCACAAAGAAGGACCCUAAUCAACUAGAUUCUACACGCUUCAAGAACGAAGCUGCAGACCAAUGUGGAGAGACUCUCGGAGGUGGAACCAACAACCCUGCCGCUCAAGUUCCUGCCAUGAUCGCCGCCAAUCCAGGAGCUAUGCCGCAAAUCUCUGCUGGUGGCAUGGUUAUGAUGACUCUUCACCAAGUCAACGGUGAUGGAGCUGGACCAUACACGUGCAUGAUGGAUGCCACCGGUACUGGUAACGGACCAUGGACAAUGAUGCAAGUUGCCACCAACGUUCCGGGAACCAACUCCAGAAGCAAGGCCAAGGCCACCGAUUUCCCUCUCACUGCUAUGGUCCCAGCCGACCAGACCUGCACCGGAUCUAUGGGUGGUCAAGAUGGCAUGUGCAUGGUCAAGUGCAUGAACGAUGCCAAUGCUGGGCCCUUCGGUGGAUGCGUCCCAGUCCAAAUGGGAGGUACCAAUGCCACCAACCCCCCGCCUCCACAGAAACGGUCCCUCAAGUCCAAGGUCCUCCGAGCAUAG